Molecule: messenger RNA, 343 nt
Organism: Vavraia culicis subsp. floridensis
Lineage: Eukaryota; Fungi; Microsporidia; Pleistophoridae
Exons: 1
Coding region: 1-306 (101 amino acids)
Source: RefSeq, a predicted model, not a curated record
AUGGUCAAAACGGCUAAGAGUGGUUCAAACAAAAACAGUGUAAGUAGCGUAGCCAAUAAGACAAAAGCACGGGGCAGUUCCAAGCCCGGCACAAAAGACCCUCCAAAAAGUAAGAAAGAUACCCGAACCGAUUCAUCGUUCGAGAAGCCCGCUGUCAACGAGCUGAGGGAUCUUUAUGAAAAUGGAAAGCCAUUUGAUAAGAACUGGUCUGAGCAUAGGGAGGAGACGGAAUAUGUGCUUAAACCGGAUAUCAAUGAGCUGAUACGGUUUUGGGAGAAUAUUAAUGAGAAGGAAGCAACCAAAUGAAACCGCGCUGCAUAUUAAAUAAACUAAGUUUUGAGCA